This is a messenger RNA of Phalacrocorax carbo (great cormorant), 2220 nucleotides long. Lineage: Eukaryota; Metazoa; Chordata; Aves; Suliformes; Phalacrocoracidae. The record is from RefSeq and is a predicted model, not a curated record.
AUGCCCAGCAAGGCCCCGACCAAGGGCAGCCCACACCAAACCACGCCCCGCCCCGGCUUCUUGCUGAGCACGACGGCGUCGUAUGCUUCCGUUGGGGUCGGACUGUUGGCGUCAGUUGGAGCCAGCAGCCACCAGAGACAGCAGGAGGGAGCUGUGCUGGCCUGGAGCAGCGCUGGGAGGAAGCAGGGUCUGGCCGAGCAGCACUGCCCUGGCACGGGCACCUGCAGCAGCACAGGCACGCCGCUUCCCAUCGUUGCUGUUGCCGGCUGGGCCGCGUCCUUGGCACACGGCGAGGGCCCUCCUGUCCCGGGCGGGAUGGGCCAGGCCAACUGCUGCUGCGGCUCCAGGGAGGCUCUCAGCGAUGCCGAGGCGGUGCUGAGCACGGACGUGCGGCUGACCCGGGGCCGCAAGAGGAGCGAGAGGCGCCUUCUCCUCCUCCAGGAGGAUGUGGUGGUCGCCAAGUUGCAGCAUGGCACCACCCUGCGCCCACAGCUCCGCCUGGCCCUGGACCAGCUGUGGGUGCUGAGUGGCACGAAGCAGGCGUGGGGGGAGGAAGAAGAAGAGGCAGAAGGCAGCGAUGAGGGCAGGACCUCCCUCGUGUUCAUCUGGCCCACCGGCUCCUGCAUUGCCGAUUUUGGCUCCCAGGAGCUGAAGGAGCUGUGGCUGGGCACACUGCUGGGGCGAGCAGCAGAGGCAUCGCUGCUCACCUUCUCCCGCUUCUUCUUCUUCUUCUCUCUUGCCCAGUGGAGGCCAUUCAGCACCAGGAGCCUGGAGAGGCUGAUGGAGCGCCAGGCAAAGGCUGGUCAGCCCAAGGGAGGACGCGUCCUGGAGGAGCAAGGACACCCGCUGGGCAGCGGCCGCUGGACGUGGUUCUGUGGGGACACGCGGGCUCUGCUGCUGCCCACAGCUUCAGGAGGGAGCACCAGGAGGAGGAGGGCGCUGCCCUGGCCCUUUGCUCUGCGGUGGGGCCCGGCCGCUGCCCAGGCGCCAGGGCAGGCAGGCUCCGGCUGCAGCAGGGCGCUCUUUGGGCAGCCCCUGGCAGCCCUCUGCGGGGACGACGGCACGCUGCCCCAACCCAUGCAGGAGCUGCUGGCUGUCCUGCAGCAGGAAGGGCCGUUGACGGAGGGGAUAUUCCGCAGAGCUGCCAGCAGGAAAGAGCUUCAGGAGUUGCAGGAGGCCCUGGACCGCGGCACAGACGUCGACCUGGCAAGCCAGCCGGCACUGCUGCUGGCCGUCCUCUUGAAGGACUUCCUCCGAAGCAUCCCCGCCAAGCUCCUCGUCAACGACCUCUACGAGGACUGGGUGGCAGCGAUGCAGAAGAGCAGCAAGGAGGAGAAGCUCUCAGAGCUGAAAGCGGUGGCCGACAAGUUGCCUGCAGCCAACCUCCUCCUCCUGAGGCAGCUGCUGUCCCUCCUGCAGCACAUCGGCCGCAGUGCAGCCACCAGCAGGAUGAGCUGCAGCAACCUGGCUAUCUGCGUUGGGCCGAACCUGCUGAGCCCGCCCAACGAGGAGCUGCUCCCGCUCGAGGCCAUGCUGGAGGUCACUGAGAAGGUGCGCUGUAUUGAGCAGCCGGCUGCAGCCUUCCCGGCCUGUCAGAGCUUGGCUGCUCCAAGGUCUCGGGACGCCUCCUCCCUUGAGCAAAUGCUGCUGGUCCGCUUUCCGGCAGCUGGCUUGAGAGCAAGGGCUUGGUGCGCGCAGGUGAAGGUGCUGGUGGAGUUUCUGGUGGAGAACUGCAGGGAACUCUUUGGGGAGGAGACGAGUGACCGUUCCUGUCCACGAGCCAAGGAGUCGCCAGCCCCCGCGGAGAGAUCCAGAGAUGCGUGUUUGGAAGAGCCAAGUGUCCCCGCAGCCGCAGCAGCCGCCGAGCAUCAGGCACCUCCAGCUUUGCCUCCCUCCACCCUCGAGAGCAUGGCGGGCUCCCUGGGGCACCCAGGAGAACGGGCGAGCCUUUUGGAAGAGAGAAGGUUUGCAGGCUCUCCCCGGGACGAGGGAAACAGAAGAAAGCGAAAGAGAAAAGAGGCCUGGGGAGAGGAGAGGGAAAGCUGCACGGCAAAGAAGAGGAGCAAGAGAGGAAAAGUUCCGGGGGACGGAGCAGUGAAAAGACGCCGGAGGGUGCAGCAGGUCCGGAAGCCCAGGUGCCGAUUUGUUUUCCGUGGCUGACCCGCUGUGCCUCGUGGGCCCCCGCACAUGGUGUCCCCAAUAAAAUAAAAUGAUCUUUCC